Dendrobium catenatum is the source of this 1692-nucleotide messenger RNA. Its product is annotated as tubulin beta-5 chain. Bases 154 to 1494 code for a protein of 446 amino acids. Gene Ontology annotation, biological process: microtubule cytoskeleton organization; mitotic cell cycle. The transcript is spliced from 4 exons. Gene Ontology annotation, molecular function: GTPase activity; structural constituent of cytoskeleton; GTP binding. Gene Ontology annotation, cellular component: cytoplasm; microtubule. Lineage: Eukaryota; Viridiplantae; Streptophyta; Magnoliopsida; Asparagales; Orchidaceae. The record is from RefSeq and is a predicted model, not a curated record.
GGAAGCCACACCAGCCGUCCGAUCCUUCACACGCUUAUACGCUUAUAUAAAUCGACCGUCUAGGGCUUCUCACUGAUCAGAGCCAGACUCCCUCGCAUUCUGUCGCCGGUCAUCGACGUUGGAAUCUGAAGAGGAGGUACAUAAAGGAGGAAGAUGAGAGAAAUCCUUCACGUGCAGGGUGGACAAUGCGGUAACCAGAUCGGAUCUAAGUUUUGGGAGGUGGUGUGCGAUGAGCACGGUAUCGAUCCCACCGGGAGGUACACUGGUACGUCCGAUCUGCAGUUGGAGAGGGUUAACGUCUACUACAACGAGGCGUCUUGUGGAAGAUUCGUUCCUAGGGCGGUUCUGAUGGAUCUGGAGCCUGGAACCAUGGACAGUGUGAGGACCGGGCCUUAUGGCCAGAUCUUCCGCCCUGACAAUUUCGUGUUUGGGCAGUCUGGCGCGGGAAACAACUGGGCCAAGGGUCAUUACACUGAGGGCGCCGAGCUAAUAGAUUCUGUUCUUGAUGUUGUGAGGAAGGAGGCGGAGAACUGCGACUGUCUUCAAGGUUUUCAAGUAUGCCAUUCACUUGGUGGAGGAACUGGAUCUGGGAUGGGCACUCUGUUGAUUUCUAAAAUCAGGGAGGAGUAUCCUGAUAGGAUGAUGCUUACCUUCUCUGUCUUCCCGUCCCCUAAGGUUUCCGAUACAGUCGUCGAACCCUAUAAUGCAACUCUUUCUGUGCACCAGCUGGUGGAGAACGCCGAUGAGUGCAUGGUUCUUGACAAUGAGGCCCUCUAUGAUAUCUGCUUCCGUACUCUGAAGCUGACCACUCCUAGUUUUGGGGACCUGAAUCACCUAAUCUCUGCAACCAUGAGUGGAGUUACAUGCUGCCUCAGAUUCCCCGGGCAGCUAAACUCUGAUCUAAGAAAGCUAGCCGUGAACUUAAUUCCAUUUCCUCGUCUCCAUUUCUUUAUGGUCGGCUUCGCCCCCCUCACCUCUCGUGGAUCUCAGCAGUACCGAGCCCUCACCGUUCCUGAGCUAACCCAGCAGAUGUGGGAUGCGAAGAACAUGAUGUGCGCCGCCGAUCCUCGCCACGGCCGAUACCUCACUGCCUCCGCCAUGUUCCGCGGCAAAAUGAGCACCAAAGAGGUCGAUGAGCAGAUGAUCAAUGUCCAGAACAAGAACUCGUCCUACUUCGUCGAAUGGAUACCGAAUAAUGUGAAGUCGAGCGUCUGCGACAUCCCGCCCCGAGGCCUGUCCAUGGCCUCCACAUUCAUUGGUAAUUCAACAUCAAUACAGGAGAUGUUCAGAAGGGUAAGUGAGCAGUUCACUGCCAUGUUCAGGAGAAAGGCUUUCUUGCAUUGGUAUACAGGUGAGGGCAUGGAUGAGAUGGAGUUUACUGAGGCUGAGAGCAACAUGAAUGAUCUUGUUUCUGAGUAUCAGCAAUACCAGGAUGCCACUGCUGAUGAGGAAAUUGAGUACGAGGAUGACGAGGAAGCGCAUCACGAUAUUUAAAUCUUGUACUGCCAUUGAUGGAUUAAGGUUUUUGGAGAAUUGGAUAUAUGUUGUUAUCUUAUUUAUUUCGAUGUGCUGAGUGCGAUGUGACUGGUAAUACUCUCUGCUUUUCUUUCUAUCUUAUAAUGUCUGUCUGCUUGGUUGCUGGUGAAAUAUUUGGAUGUUAAAUCUAGAAAUUUGAUUGUUUCUGGUUUGAAA